GCCGGAUUUGUUGCGAGCGCGGUCACCGCAGUCGAGCCGCACGAUUGUCGAUUGUCGCCAUUGUACCGGGAGUCGCGCGCGGCGGUUGUCCGACUAGCACGCGAUAAUAUCGAUAAAACGCUAAUCGAAUUAAUCGAUCGGUAACCGUUUCGGAUUAUGCGACAUUAGCUGAAGUUAAUUUUUUUUAUUUAAUUAAAACAGUGUUUGGUUUUCGUGUAGUGCGGCGGACUGUUGGGUGUUUUAUCGGUGCGUAAAAGCGACAACGUGGAGCUGGACUUACAUCAGCGUGCCAGCGGGCACUUUAUGAGUGCCGCUGGUGCGAUGUGCGACCGAGCCAGCUUCGGCGGCUCAAUGGGCUUUCCUAUGAGCAUGUCCAUGGGAUCCAUCGGCUCCAUGCCCAUGAUUGGGCAAAAGAAGUCUCCAGAGGAACACAUCAAGCGACCCAUGAAUGCGUUCAUGGUGUGGAGCAGGCUGCAGCGGCGGAAGAUCGCCCAGGACAACCCUAAGAUGCACAAUUCUGAGAUCUCUAAGAGAUUAGGGGCUGAAUGGAAGCUUCUCUCCGAAGACGCGAAGCGGCCGUUCAUCGACGAAGCGAAGCGUCUCCGAGCCAUGCAUAUGAAGGAACAUCCCGACUACAAGUACAGGCCACGACGGAAACCUAAGACGUUAAGGAAGGAGGGAUAUCCGUACUCCAUACCGUAUCCCAGCGUGCCCAUGGAUGCGUUGAGAGCUGGCAUGGGAGGCGGCAUGGGCCAGAUGGGGGGCUACUACGGCGCGGCGUACGGCCCACUGGGCGCCAGCAUGGCGGCGGCGGCGGCAGCAGCCGCGCAGCAAAACGCCAUUUCUGCUGCGCUAACGCCUAACGCACAGGUGGGUUCCACAAUGGACAUGUCCAAGUACUCCAUCGAGGCCGAGAAAUACCGGAGCUACGGCAUGUACCCCGACCCUUCAAGGGGCUACCUCGACUCCGCCGCGCUCUCCAAGGCCUACAUGUACAUGGACCAGCAGCAGCAACGGUCUUACCCCAUGGACAUCAGUAAGAUGUACUCCGAAGCAUCCGCGGCGGCCAUGGCUGGAUUAAACUCAGUUGCCCCAGCACCGUCGAGCUUAUCCCCACGUUCCCCAGCAGAAUCUCCCGACACAGCCGUCAAGGGGCAUGAUCGUACUGAAGGCAGCUCAUCCUCAGGAUCAAAUCCAUCCCCGUCACUCCCAUAUUACCAAGGAUCCCCAGGAAUCCUCAUGCCACAAUAUCCAGCUCAAUAUACCCAGGCUAGCCAAGGUGGCGAGUUCCGACGGCCGCUAACAGUUAUAUUUUGACCUGACACGUAAGCGCGUUCGUUAAAAGUUGCGCGAGCGGUUUAUUUAUUGUGCUCGUUUUUGUUUAAGUUUGGGAGUUUUGCAGUUUUGUGUUGGUUCCACUGCGGGUAAAGCGGACUGUAUUUUUUUAACAUUUGUGUCGUUUACAACUAGGUGUAAGCACCAUGCAAUAUAGACAACGGGUACAUACUUACCCAGUAAUUUAGAAAGGUCAUUAUCUUAACAGAAAUAUGUCCGUAUUAGCCCCGUGUUAUUAGCCCAGUCGCGCAUUCUUUUGUUUCCUAUUUUUCACGAUUUCGUGUUUUCCAAAGUUCCUCUUUUCGUUUCCUCUUGUAGGAUUAGAAAUUAUAUUGUGACUUAGAUUCUUGUAUAUUGUAAAUAUUGAAGUUCCUAGUGCGUAAGUAAAUGUAAAGUAUUGGUAGAUAUUUAUAGUCCAAUACAAAUGUAAGUUUCAAGCCUCAUGGCUUUCAUAUUUGUCGUACGAAGUUUUAUGAUCAAAGUUCAAUCGAAACCGGUAUAUUUUGGUUGGUGUGAUUGGUAAGAUAUUAUCAACAAUAAUUUAAAUAAGAUUAGGUGGAGAUAAAUAGGGGAAAGUUCAAAUGAGGACAGUACAUUCUUACCCGCAUUUACUUUGUUAACCUACGUCAUAUUUUUUUGACACACUCACAGGCUCACAUGAUUUUUAUUAUGUACGCUGCCGCUGCCAAUGUAUAGAUGUAUUUUGUAUCUCAAUUAUUAUUGAUGAUAAUUACCAUUACAUACUUUAGUACGUACUUAUGUACAAGUGUAUAUGUAUCUUCACCGAUUUUACAGUUCUUUUUUUAAUAUAAAAGCUACAAAUUAAUAAAAAAUACUCUAAACAAUAUGUCCAAUUUCACUCACAACGAUUCUAUGUGUUAACUCAAUGUAAAUAAAAUAUUUGGAUAUAUUAAUUUGUAUAUAAUAAAGGAUUAAGCUAACUUAAAUUAAUAGUUUCGUCAUUAGAUCUAGAUAAGAUUAAGGCCUUAGAAGCAAUUGUUUUCGUUCAUCUGCGGUUAAAGAGACGCUCGCCCAAACGCAGCGGUUUUAGUGUCAGUGGCCAUGCCCUAAUCAUGCAUUUAUAUGUUGCCAUACCUUUUAUAUCUCAAUCAUAAUUUAUUUCUGAAUAAUAAUACUAGAAGUACAAAUGUUUGUUUUUUCUUCGGAGAACGGUCUUUUUGUUUUUAUUUUAUUUAAGCCAUUUAAGGUAAGGGUAACUUACCUUAUUUUUUUUUGUUAAAGUUACAACAAACGCAUUGUGAUGAUUUUGGUACUGUUUUUAACUUUCCAUCGUUAAAUACAAAUCAUUGCUUUGUGUUUAAGAUAAAUUAAUGAUUUAAUUUGUGUUUUGUUUUGUUUUACUAUUCAAUCAUUUUGUUCUGUUAAUAAUUAUCAAUUACAUAUCCAUAUGCACUGAUUGAAAUAAAAAGAAAACAAUUCAUUUAUAAAAUUAUGUAUUUUAUUUAUUUGCUCAAUUAUUUCGAUGUAAAACACUUUCAAAUCUAGGCUGAUUUUGCAAAGGCAAUUAUUGUAUAUUAAAGUCGAAUGUAUAGAUGAGACUAUUUACUAGAACUUGAUUAAAAAUUAUAAUAAAUACGUAAAUAAAAUAAUAUUGAAAAAUCGA
Cydia pomonella (codling moth) is the source of this 2959-nucleotide messenger RNA. RefSeq names its product transcription factor Sox-21-B-like (gene Sox21b). NCBI's taxonomy places the organism in Eukaryota, Metazoa, Arthropoda, Insecta, Lepidoptera, Tortricidae. The record is from RefSeq and is a predicted model, not a curated record. Gene Ontology annotation, molecular function: DNA-binding transcription factor activity, RNA polymerase II-specific; RNA polymerase II cis-regulatory region sequence-specific DNA binding. The transcript has 5 exons. Gene Ontology annotation, biological process: cell differentiation; regulation of DNA-templated transcription; anatomical structure morphogenesis. Bases 304 to 1317 code for a protein of 337 amino acids.